Molecule: messenger RNA, 2113 nt
Organism: Salmo salar (Atlantic salmon)
Lineage: Eukaryota; Metazoa; Chordata; Actinopteri; Salmoniformes; Salmonidae
Product: eukaryotic peptide chain release factor subunit 1
Biological process (GO): translational termination
Molecular function (GO): translation release factor activity
Source: RefSeq, a predicted model, not a curated record
AGAGUUAAGGUUAGGUUUAAAAUCAGACUGUAAAACAAUACAUUGUCGAAAUGGGCGGUGGUUAAGCCUAAAUUGAAGAUGACAAUAUAUGUUCGACCUAGGGUUUACCAUAAUUAUGAAUUUGUGGCUGUGGUAACUAGUGACGACACCAUGCGUAGCAACAAACCGGCUUGAGUGGAGCUCGAGCUCAACAACGUCAGGGCUGACGACAAAUUAAAUAGGUGUGAUUUGAGAGAUAAAGUGAAGACAGAACGGCACUUGGGGUCCUAAAUAGACACCGCGGAAAAAAUGGCGGACGACCCCAACGCAGCAGACAGGAACGUGGAGAUAUGGAAGAUAAAGAAGUUGAUCAAAAGUCUGGAAGCUGCUCGGGGGAAUGGUACGAGUAUGAUCUCCUUGAUCAUCCCUCCAAAGGAUCAGAUCUCCAGAGUGGCCAAGAUGUUGGCUGAUGAGUUUGGCACUGCAUCCAAUAUUAAAAGCAGAGUUAACAGGCUCUCUGUGCUCGGAGCCAUCACCUCUGUACAGCAGAGACUCAAACUCUACAAUAAAGUGCCUCCCAAUGGCUUGGUUGUAUACUGUGGCACCAUUGUGACUGACGAGGGCAAAGAGAAAAAAGUCAAUAUUGACUUUGAGCCUUUUAAACCCAUCAACACUUCUCUGUAUCUCUGUGACAACAAGUUCCACACAGAGGCUCUUACAGCCUUGCUCUCAGAUGACAGCAAGUUUGGUUUCAUUGUGAUUGAUGGAAGUGGCGCCCUCUUCGGAACCCUGCAGGGCAACACCAGGGAGGUGCUGCACAAGUUCACAGUGGACCUACCCAAGAAGCAUGGCAGAGGAGGGCAGUCUGCCUUGCGUUUUGCUCGUUUGAGGAUGGAGAAGAGACACAACUACGUCCGAAAGGUGGCGGAGACGGCAGUCACGCUUUUUGUUUCCAACGACAAGGUCAACGUAGCAGGCAUGGUCUUGGCUGGUUCAGCUGACUUCAAGACGGAGCUCAGCCAGUCAGAUAUGUUUGACCCGAGGCUACAAGCAAAGAUCCUGAAGCUGGUUGACAUAUCAUAUGGUGGGGAGAAUGGGUUCAACCAGGCCAUUGAGCUGUCCGCAGAAGUGCUUUCCAAUGUUAAAUUCAUUCAGGAGAAGAAACUUAUAGGACGAUACUUUGAUGAGAUCAGCCAGGAUACAGGGAAGUACUGCUUUGGGGUGGAAGACACACUGAAAGCCCUGGAAAUGGGUGCUGUUGAGAUUCUGAUUGUCUACGAGAACCUGGAUACCAUGAGAUACAUCCUACGAUGCCACGGAGCAGAGGGACUUGCUAUGGUGGAGAAGGGUACAGAUGAGAAAACGUUGUAUUUGACACCAGAGCAGGAGAAAGACAAGUCUCACUUCACAGACAAAGAGACUGGGCAGGAGCAUGAGCUGAUCGAGAGCAUGCCGUUACUUGAAUGGUUCGCCAAUAGCUAUAAGAAGUUUGGAGCCUGUCUGGAGAUUGUCACUGACAAGAGCCAAGAAGGAUCCCAGUUUGUCAAAGGCUUUGGUGGAAUUGGUGGGAUCUUGCGGUACAGGGUGGAUUUCCAGGCCAUAGAGUACCAAGGAGAAGACGAUGAGUUAUUUGAUUUGGAUGACUACUAGGUAGUUGAGACUGAAACAAGAAAUUAAUCAAUUGAAAGGCUUUCCCUGAUUUGACCGAAAUACUGGUGGAAGGAAAGCAAGUAGUCAGGAGGGAGACCCAGACCUUCAAAUAAAAGACAUGGACGUGAUGCCGUAUAUCAACGUUUCCCUGACUUGAAGCAGUGACUCAUCACCUGGUUGGAUGGAGCUCGUCUUGGUUUGUUCCGCGUUAAUGACUGAUUCAAAGUGACUGACAGCAAGGCCACACUCCUGCCUGCCUGCUUGGCCUUCUCUAGGCCACACUGAUAGGUUAUACAAAUCUAUUUUUGUCAUCACUCCCCACUUUCUUCUUCCAACUCAAUUUCCCUUUAUUUUUUAACAUUUUUACUGGUACCUGCUUCUGUGUUUUGAGAUUCUGAUUUUGUUUUCCUUUUUUAAAUCAAAUUUAUGUAGAGAGCAAGGAAAUAAUGAUUAAAUUGGAGCUGCUUUACUAUCCCAUACCCUG